This is a messenger RNA of Glycine soja, 832 nucleotides long. RefSeq names its product NHP2-like protein 1. Gene Ontology annotation, biological process: ribosome biogenesis; mRNA splicing, via spliceosome; maturation of SSU-rRNA. Gene Ontology annotation, molecular function: RNA binding. NCBI's taxonomy places the organism in Eukaryota, Viridiplantae, Streptophyta, Magnoliopsida, Fabales, Fabaceae. The transcript has 5 exons. The coding region runs from base 45 to 506 and encodes 153 amino acids. The record is from RefSeq and is a predicted model, not a curated record. Gene Ontology annotation, cellular component: U4/U6 x U5 tri-snRNP complex; box C/D methylation guide snoRNP complex; nucleolus.
UCCAGCAAGGAGCAUCAUGCGACGACAUAAAAGCCCAAAGUUUGAUGUUCCUCGUAACGGCUCAGUUGUGUAUUCUCGUUCUGCACGAAGGAAAAACCCUAGCUUCCGUUCGAUCAACAAUGACAGGAGAGACAGUGAACCCCAAAGCUUACCCUUUGGCCGAUGCCCAACUCUCAAUAACCAUACUAGAUCUUGUUCAACAAGCUGCCAACUACAAGCAGCUCAAAAAAGGUGCUAAUGAAGCCACUAAAACCCUGAACAGAGGUAUCUCUGAAUUUGUUGUCAUGGCUGCUGAUACUGAACCCCUUGAAAUUCUUCUCCAUCUUCCUCUACUCGCCGAGGAUAAGAAUGUGCCCUACGUGUUUGUCCCUUCAAAACAAGCACUUGGGCGUGCAUGUGGGGUCACCAGGCCAGUGAUUGCUUGUUCUGUGACAACUAAUGAAGGGAGUCAAUUGAAAUCUCAAAUCCAGCAACUAAAGGAUGCUAUUGAGAAGCUUUUGAUCUGAAAAAAUCAAAAUCGGUAUGAUGGGCUUCUUGAGCUGUGCCAAUUGCUCCUUCUGAGGCUUUGACUGGACGAGCUGUUUUGGUUACCCAAUAGGGUUUAUGUAAACCUAAGUUGAUUUUCUUUUAUACCAUUAAAGGUUAUUUGCGAGUGGUAUUUUUGUGAUGAGUAUGAGUGAUGUCUUAAAUUGAAACAGUGUAUUGUUCAAUGCAAUUUUAUGUUGGUUGUUAUCUGAGAAUUGUAAUAGAGUACCUGAAUACUUUAUCUACUCAACAUACAAAAUUAAAAACGUCACAAUACAGUGGUGGCUGCACUGAUUGCUACAUGUCA